AUGUUUCUUCUCUGCUUUGCAAGUCAAAUGUUGGUGUAUGACUGGCCAUUAGCAACAUUUGCUAUUUCUUCGAGUUCAGACACUGAUAAGCUCGCUUUGCUUGCUUUGAAGGAAAAGCUUACGAAUGGGGUGUCGGAUUCUCUGCCAUCAUGGAAUGAGUCUUUACAUUUCUGUGAAUGGCAAGGGAUUACAUGUGAUCAUCCACACAUGAGAGUUGCGUUUGGAAAACCAAACAUUGGGUGUCAAGUUGGCCGUUUGAAGCAACUGGAAGUUCUCAACUUAACCGAUAACAAACUUCAAGGAGAGAUUCCUACAGAGCUCACAAACUGCACAAAUAUGAAGAAAAUUGUUUUGGAGAAAAACCAACUCACAGGAAAAGUUCCCACAUGGUUCGGAUCAAUGAUGCAACUUAGUUACUUGAUUCUUAAUGGCAAUAACCUAGUUGGUACUAUUCCAUCUUCCCUUGAAAAUGUAUCGUCACUCGAAGUUAUAACACUUGCACGUAAUCACUUGGAAGGAAACAUACCUUAUUCUUUAGGAGAAAUCCCACAUUCUAUUUACAACCUAUCAAAUCUUAAAUAUUUCGGACUUGGGAUAAACAAAUUAUUCGGUAGUCUUCCAUCGAAUAUGAAUCUUGCUUUUCCCAAUAUUGAAAUAUUCUUGGUAGGUAAUAACCAACUAAGUGGAAGUUUUCCAUCUUCAAUAUCCAACCUCACUACAUUGAAAGAGUUUGAAAUAGCAAAUAAUUCUUUUAAUGGCCAAAUACCUCUUACUUUGGGUAGAUUAACCAAACUCAAGCGGUUUAAUAUUGCUAUGAAUAACUUUGGGAUUGGAGGAGCUUUUGAUUUGGACUUCCUUUCCUCUUUAACCAACUGUACUCAAUUAUCAACGCUCCUUAUUUCACAAAAUAGAUUUGUUGGUAAAUUGCUAGAUCUUAUAGGAAACUUUUCCACCCAUCUCAACAGUCUUCAAAUGCAGUUUAAUCAAAUAUAUGGAGUCAUACCUGAAAGAAUUGGAGAACUAAUCAAUUUAACUUACUUAAACAUCGGCAACAAUUACCUUGAGGGAACAAUACCAUAUUCAAUUGGAAAGCUUAAGAAUCUAGGAGGUUUGUACUUGAAAUCAAACAAGUUAUAUGGUAACAUUCCUACUAGUAUUGCCAAUCUUACAAUAUUGUCUGAGCUAUAUCUAAAUGAAAAUAAAUUGGAAGGAAGCAUUCCAUUAUCCCUCAUAUAUUGCACCCGAUUGGAGAAAGUAAGUUUUAGUGAUAACAAAUUGAGUGGUGAUAUACCCAAUCAAAAAUUUAUUCAUCUAAAACAUUUAAUAUUUCUUCACUUGGACAACAACUCCUUCACCGGUCCCAUUCCUUCUGAGUUCGGUAAAUUAAUGCAACUUUCACGAUUGUCUCUAGACUCGAAUAAGUUUUCUGGUGAAAUUCCCAAGAAUCUAGCUUCUUGCUUAUCAUUGACAGAACUUAGGUUGGGGAGAAACUUCUUGCAUGGAAGUAUACCUUCGUUCUUGGGCUCUUUAAGAUCCUUGGAAAUCUUAGACAUUUCUAACAAUAGUUUCUCAAGUACAAUCCCUUUUGAACUAGAAAAACUAAGAUUUUUGAAGACUUUGAACUUGUCUUUUAACAAUCUACAUGGUGAGGUUCCCGUGGGAGCUUUUAUAAUUGCCCAUUUUCUCACAAGAAAGCCCAAAAGGUUACCCUCUUCACCAUCUUUGCAAAAUGAGAAUUUGAGGGUUACUUAUGGAGACCUACAUGAAGCAACCAAUGGAUAUUCUUCAUCUAAUUUGUUAGGAGCAGGAAGCUUUGGAUCUGUCUACAUAGGAUCUCUUCCCAACUUUCGAAGACCUAUUGCCAUAAAGGUGUUGAAUCUUGAAACACGUGGAGCAGCAAAGAGUUUCAUUGCAGAAUGUAAAUCUCUAGGAAAGAUGAAACACCGGAAUCUUGUCAAGAUCCUAACUUGUUGUUCAAGUGUUGAUUAUAAAGGUGAAGAUUUCAAGGCUAUUGUUUUUGAGUUCAUGCCUAAUAUGAGUCUAGAAAAGAUGUUGCACGAUAAUGAAGGAUCUGGAAGCCAUAAUCUCAACCUCACACAAAGGAUAGACAUUGCUCUUGAUGUAGCUCAUGCAUUGGAUUAUCUUCACAAUGAUAUAGAACAAGCUGUAGUUCACUGUGAUGUUAAGCCAAGCAAUGUUCUUCUUGAUGAUGACAUUGUAGCCCACUUGGGAGACUUUGGAUUAGCUAGGCUCAUUAAUGGAUCCUCAAACCAUUCAAGUAAUGAUCAAAUUACUUCUUCCACAAUUAAGGGAACUAUAGGAUAUGUUCCUCCUGGGAGAUAUGGAACAGGUGUUCCAGUAUCACCACAGGGAGAUAUCUACAGCUUUGGCAUUCUUCUGUUAGAGAUGCUCACUGGAAAGAGACCAGCAGAUAACAUGUUUUGUGAGAAUUUAAGCCUACACAAAUUCUGUAAGAUGAAGAUUCCAGAAGGAAUUCUUGAGAUAGUGGAUUCCCGUUUACUUAUACCAUUUGCUGAAGAUCGGACAGGGAUUGUGGAAAACAAGAUUAGGAAUUGUUUGGUGAUGUUUGCUAGAAUUGGAGUUGCAUGUUCUCAAGAGUUUCCUGCUCAUCGAAUGCUAAUAAAAGAUGUUAUAGUUAAGUUGAAUGAAAUCAAAUCAAAGUUUCCAUGCUAG
Molecule: messenger RNA, 2694 nt
Organism: Medicago truncatula (barrel medic)
Lineage: Eukaryota; Viridiplantae; Streptophyta; Magnoliopsida; Fabales; Fabaceae
Product: probable LRR receptor-like serine/threonine-protein kinase At3g47570
Exons: 5
Coding region: 1-2694 (897 amino acids)
Biological process (GO): protein phosphorylation
Molecular function (GO): protein binding; ATP binding; protein kinase activity
Source: RefSeq, a predicted model, not a curated record